AUGGCUCAGUCGGGUCGAAAGCGUUUCUUAGACGACUUGAGCCUUCGUGCUGGAGACGACGAGGGCGCUAUUGAAUUCUCACUCAUUUACGACGAUGAACCUCUUGCAAAGCCUUCUCUCCUCUUUACUGAUACAUCGGCAUAUCCAAGUUCGAUGUGCGUCGCAUACGACCAAGAAGCAGACGCACAUGAGACAGUCUCAGAAGUGCUGGAGAACCUCGCAUCAGAGCCUCCAAAACCCCUAAAGGACACUGUCAUUCGUUUGGUCAACUCCAUCGCCAGCGCACUUGGAUUGUGCGAUGAAGACGAGGAAAUGAACGACGCGGAUAGCGACGACAAUAUCAGUCUCGAUGAUGGAGUCGGAGGAAUGAAUAACUACCAAGCUCCCGAGAUUGCACAACAAACGGCUGCACUCAAGCGUGACUUUCUCGAAGUGGUCGCUGCAGAUUGGAAGCCCGGAGUAUUUCGCUUCGGCUCCGACUUUGUCGUGUGCGUUUCAUGCCCGGUUGUCAAAUUGUCUACACCCGCAAAUUCGUUGGCUGCAUGGGAUCGCCGUCUUCUUCUUCCAGACCAGCAUCUUACAUUACUCAUCUCGGGUUUCAGAGGAUCAUAUCCUCCUUUGACUGAAACAGGACAAGUCCUCUCUGGCUUCGCCAAGAUUCGCUUCAACGUGGGACUAUCGGACGGAAAACCCGAUAAAGAGGUUGCUGGAACUGUCACUCGCGAUUUUGGACUCGUGGAAGAGGAGAAGUUCGUAGAGCCAGAGCCAGAGCCGGAAAUCCCAGAGUACGACGAAAACGACCCGGAUACUUGGGAUCUACCGGAAAAGGAGCCGACUCCAGAACCAGAAAUUACACAUGACCCUGGUCGCUUCGACAAGUUCAGCUUGAGCACCAGCCUCAACUCCCUGCUAAACGACUCCCUCAUCACACUCAUUCAGCUCAGACUCAAGUUUGGCAUUGGAUGGGCUGGAGCAGAAGUACUCCUGGCCGAGCAAAGUGCGAAACAGAUAUCCGCCGAGGAAGCCUACAACAAUAUCGAAUAUCUUAUAGAAGCAGCGGACAGAGAAGAGAGGAGUGUUGCUCUGCUCCCUAUUGACCCGCUUCUCCGACCGACUGGCUCUGGAGUGCAGCACAUUAAUUUUCCUCUUGUCGCAUUCAGCUAUCUAGUCCGCCGCGUUCUGCUAUGCCCAAGGUUCUGCCUUGUAUGUCACCAGCGCAUUCAAACCGACUUUGUCGCUAUCAAACCAUAUGUAUGUGACAAGGGACUCUGCGCAUAUCAGUUCUAUGCACUCAGUUUUGGAACAUCUAUCGAGUACGAUCUCAUUCACAACCCCGCUGUGGUUGAUUUGCUCGUAUCCUUCGCCUGUGUCAGUGCCCUUGAAGGACAACUCUGUGAGGAGUUACCAGUUGGCAUUGGUCUUCGGGUUCCCCGGCCUUCUCGUGCGAUCGGUGGCCGUGUAGUGCAGCAAUACCACCAUACAUCUACUGUGCAACAACCUUAUGACGCAUUCGAUCUCGAGCCUGGUCACGACGGAUUGUACGAAUUUGACAAGAUGCCCUUAGCGUGGCAGCGAGGAGCCAUCGUCGACAUGCUCAACAAGAUUCCCAGAGUUUCCGAGAUGCGGCGCUAUCUUCUCAAGCUUGCCGAGCAGGGCAAGGCGAGGGGUCGACACAACAUACGAAAUAUGGCAGACGACGUUCCAGCUGCGGCUUGGACUCUACUCCGAUGGUGUGUUGCCUCAUGCACGGCAUAUAUCGAGGAACUCUCUCAUUCGUCGGAACGGGUUCAAAACAUGGAAACCAGCGGAAUGUAUCAUCAAUUCCGAUUCAGCGUCGGUUCACCACAGGCAGAGGCGAAAUUCCAAGCGGCGGUCCGAAAUGCUAUCACGACGGAUAGCCAUGCCAAGAAGUACCCUACCAUCUACGCGUGGCAUGGUUCACCUCUCUUGAACUGGCACUCGAUUAUUCGACAAGGUCUACACUAUAAGGACAUUGCCCACGGACGGGCUUAUGGAAAUGGGGUCUAUUUUGCAAAAGAUGCCAAUAUCAGCAUGAGCUAUGCUAGACCAUCGUCUAGUCGAUGGAAAAACUCGGAGCUCGUCCCAACGACAGCCUUGGCCAUCGCAGAAAUUGUCAAUCAGACUUCCAAGUUUGUGAGCACUAAUCCAUACUAUGUAGUACCGGACGUUACAUGGAUUUCGACUCGAUAUCUCCUCGUCCAGAGCGCGGCCGUCUCGCAAACCAUCAAGGACCCGGAAAGUGGAGUCAAGGUCAAGACCAUAUCUCUUGAUCCCAGCAACCAGAUCUUUAUGCACAACAAAGCUAUCGGAAUCCCCAUCCUCACUGAUCACCUCGAGCUGAUAGUGAAGGAGAAUAGGAAGAAUCUCAAAGACAAGCCUAUGGAUGACGAUGAUAGAGAGGUGUUCGAGUAUGAAGAGCGGCCUUCGACGCCUCCUCGUAUCCUCCCAAAGGACGACUGGAAGCAUGAUCCAGAUUGGGUGGCACAAACGGACUAUCAUCUGCUCCAACCCCCCUCUCAAGCUUCUCCAAUGUCUGCCAUGCACUUGCAAAAGGAGCUCAAGUUCAUCAUGGACGAACAGCGCAAAGCCAAGAGCUUAAAGGAGCUGGGCUACUACAUGUCUCCAGACCUGAUUGGCGACAACCUUUUCCAAUGGAUUGUGGAACUGCAUUCAUUUGACAAGAACCUUCCGUUGGCCAAGGAUAUGGCAAAGAACAAUAUCAACUCACUCCUGUUCGAGAUUCGGUUCCCACCUACAUUCCCUCAUUCUCCACCAUUCUUCCGCUUGAUUAAACCACGCUUGCUCCCCUUCUUGCAAGGUGGCGGUGGUCAUAUCACAGCAGGGCAUGUCCAUACUCCUAACAAUAUUGACGAUGGGUGGCUUCCUAGCUAUAAUAUUGCUGCGGUUCUCCUCCAGAUUCGCAUGGCAAUCUCCAGCACAGAGCCACGCCCCGCAAGGUUGGCUUCCGGCUCGGACUGGAAGCGUGCUUAUAGUACUCAAGAAGCUCUUGACGGCUUUAAUCGCGCUGCCGCCACGCAUGGAUGGCGCGUUCCAGAGGGAACCAGACAGCUUGUCUUGCAAUAA
Molecule: messenger RNA, 3105 nt
Organism: Serendipita indica DSM 11827
Lineage: Eukaryota; Fungi; Basidiomycota; Agaricomycetes; Sebacinales; Serendipitaceae
Source: the annotation of a GenBank genome assembly